Molecule: messenger RNA, 2784 nt
Organism: Trichoplax adhaerens
Lineage: Eukaryota; Metazoa; Placozoa; Uniplacotomia; Trichoplacea; Trichoplacidae
Exons: 4
Coding region: 1-2784 (927 amino acids)
Biological process (GO): cell communication; sodium ion transmembrane transport; calcium ion import across plasma membrane
Cellular component (GO): axon; postsynapse; sarcolemma
Molecular function (GO): calcium:sodium antiporter activity
Source: RefSeq, a predicted model, not a curated record
AUGCAAUUAUUUAGUGCCCUUUUAUGGGUGAUUGCCGUUGUCGUGCUUAACUUUAAAGUCGAUCCUACACUUGGUAGUAGUAUCAUUAGUGAACGCGAUGUCUCCACAAUAAAUUCAACUUCUACUCCUACUCUAUCUGAUGCUGAAAAAAGGCUCAUCGCAUGCAAUACCACAACUCGAUGUAAAAAUGGCUUAUUUUUACCUCACUGGCCAUAUCCAAAGGACUCUAAAGGAAAUAUUUUACCAUUAAGUACUGGCGAAAGAGUUGGUCGCACUAUCGUCUACUUUUUUAGUUUAUUUUUUUUCUUCAUCGGAGUAUCUAUAAUAUCUGACCGUUUUAUGUCUGCAAUUGAAAUUAUAACGUCGAAAGAGCGUUUUAUCAAGGUUAAAAUGAGCAACGGCGAGUAUAAAAGGAUCAGUGUUCGUGUCUGGAAUGAAACUGUUUCCAAUCUUACUUUAAUGGCAUUGGGUUCGUCUGCUCCUGAAAUUUUAUUAUCAAUAAUUGAAAUUUGUGGUAACAAUUUUAAACCUGGAGACCUUGGUCCCUCAACCAUCGUUGGUUCUGCGGCUUUUAAUUUAUUGAUCAUCACUGCACUUUGUGUAUUAGCUAUUCCAGAUGAUGAAAUUCGACGAAUUAAACACUUAUCAGUAUUCUUUAUUACAGCAUCAUGUUCAGUCUUUGCUUAUUUAUGGUUGCUGUUGAUAUUGAAAGGGAUAUCACGUGAUGUCAUCGAUAUUUGGGAAGCUGUCGUUACUUUACUUUUCUUUCCGAUAUUAGUUACCAUUGCUUGGGUUGCUGAUCGUCAGCUCCUAUCAUUUAAGAAAUUAAGCAAAAAAUAUCGUGCUGAUGGAAAAAAUCGCGCUGUCAUAGUCGAACCUGAUUCUAUUAUUAUGAGAUCUCCUAAAGAAGAGCGCGAUAGUGAAGGUUUCAAUUCUGUCUAUAAGAAUAACCCAAUGUACGAUGUCGAUAGCAUCGAUGAUGUAGAUUCAGAAAAGAAUGAUGAAAUGCGUCGAAAAAAGGCUAUGCAAAUUGUCAAAGAGAUUAAACAAAAUCAUCCCAAUGCCACUGCAAAAGAAAUUGAAGAAUUAGCUAGUUAUGAAGCUUUAAAAUAUCAACCGAAAUCACGUGCUUAUUAUCGCAUUCAAGCCACGCGUAAACUCACUGGAAGUGGAAAUGUAAUCAAGCAGCGAAAAAUGAGCCUUCCAGCUAACCCUGAUGGAAAUGUAGAUCCGGAAGACAUUGAGAAAUGCAGUCUUACUCAGAUCUACUUCUCACCAGAGAAGUACACAGUUUUAGAAAACUGUGGUACAGUAGGUGUAACUGUUGAACGAACUGGUAACUUAAAUAACGUUCUAACUGUUGAUUACAAAACACAAGAUGGAACAGCCAAUUCCGGCGAAGAUUAUGUAACUACUAAUGGCACAUUGCGUUUUAAAGCUGGAGAGAGUCGUAAAGAUAUCAAAAUUACAAUUAUAGAUGAUGAUAUCUACGAGGAAGAUGAGUACUUUUAUGUUUUGUUGAGCAAUGCCAAAUUUGUUUCCACUACAGAUAAUGAGCAAAAAUGUGUAAUAGAGUCACCAUCGACAGCAACGGUUGUUAUCUUAGACGAUGAUCAUCCUGGUGUAUUUUCUUUCUCUGAAAGUAAAUAUUCAGUUAUUGAAACCGCUGGAACAUUAUCACUUACAGUCGAGCGUAAAUCUGGUGCACGUGGUACCAUUCGAGUGCCUUAUCAUACUAAGGAAGGAACAGCUAAGGGAGGCGGCGACGAUUAUGAAGAUGCAGUUGGUGAACUUGAAUUUAAAAACGAUGAAACUUCCAAAACCAUUGAGGUGCAUAUCGUUGAUGACGAAGAAUAUGAAAAGAAUGAAAUCUUCUACGUCCUUUUGGGUGAACCAUACUUUAAGGAUAAGAAACGUAUUGAAAAGGAAAGAAAUCACGUCGCUAAAACGACCGGAAAUCAACCUAUUGAUGUUAAUCCAUCAUUGGGCCCCUAUAAAGAAGCAGAAGUUACAAUUAUUGAAAGUCACGAGUUUAAAAAUACGGUUGAUAAAUUGUUAAAAAAAGCUAAUUUAGCUAUGGCUAUCGGGACGUCAACUUGGCGCGAACAAUUUCGUGCUGCUUUGACAGUUAAUGGUGGUGAUAAUGACGAUGAUGAUGAUGAAGAGACUAAACCAACUUGCACUGACUACAUCAUGCAUUACUUAACUAUCUUUUGGAAAUUAAUUUUCGCUCUUGUACCACCAACGGAAAUCUGGGGAGGAUGGGCCUGCUUUUGUGUAUCUAUUAUUAUGAUUGGUAUCUUAACAACAUUUAUUGGCGAUUUAGCUUCGCAUUUCGGUUGUACUGUUGGCCUGAAAGAUAGUGUAACUGCCAUAACUUUUGUUGCUCUUGGUACAAGUCUACCAGAUACAUUUGCCAGCAAAACUGCAGCAGUUAAUGACAAAUACGCCGAUUCUUCCAUCGGUAAUGUGACCGGUAGUAAUUCUGUUAAUGUAUUCUUGGGCUUAGGUCUCGCUUGGUGCGUCGCUGCUGUUGCUAAUGCAAUAAAAGGUGAAAAAUUUUACGUCCCUUCUGGUUCAUUGGCUUUCUCAGUGACCAUAUUUUGCGCUGUAGCCAUUGUUUGUAUCGCAGUUUUAAUGUUAAGGAGGACGAAAUCUGUCGGUGGUGAAUUAGGAGGACCAAGAGGACCAAAGUAUGCAACAGCAGUCUUUUUUAUAUUCUUAUGGCUUUUGUACAUAAUUUUAUCUUCUCUUGAAUCGUAUUGUCAUAUACCAGGAUUUUAA